This is a messenger RNA of Lactuca virosa, 252 nucleotides long. NCBI's taxonomy places the organism in Eukaryota, Viridiplantae, Streptophyta, Magnoliopsida, Asterales, Asteraceae. The record is from the annotation of a GenBank genome assembly.
AUGCCAUCUAGACCAAGGUGGGCUGUUGCUAAUGGCACAGGUGUAAUUUUAAGUGUAUAUGAUGAGGAAGUUGCUCGUUAUGAAACCACUACUCUAACUGCAGCUGUUGUUCCUGCUCUAUUACUUCCUCCUCCAACAACAGCCCUACUUCUUCUUGGACUAUUAGAAGCACCACCUUCAUGGGCUCCAUAUGCUCUUGAUGCUGCUGUUCAACUAGUCGAGCUUCUUAGGGCAGCUGAAGAUUUGGAAUGA